AUGGCUGCGAAUUACUGGGAAUCAACUCAGCGGCGGCAUUGGCAAUUUACUCGUCAGCAGCUGGAGGAUAUGCGGAAGAAGUUGGAAGAGGAGGAUCAGAACCUUGUGAAGAUGUACCCUCUGCCCGAAGUCAGGCAUCAAAGCAUAUACUUCAACCAGCAGAUUGCUCGACUGGGAAAGAGACUCAAUGUCCGCCAACAAGCGAUGGUCACAGCGCAGCUAUACAUCCGACGUUUUUAUUUGAAGGUGGAAAUCAGACGGACAAAUCCAUACCUAGUAAUUGCUACUGCGGUAUAUCUAGCAUGCAAGAUGGAGGAAUCUCCCCAUCAUAUCAGGCUUGUAGUCAGCGAGGGCCGGUCACUUUGGCCAGAUUUCUUCAGUAGUGACACUUCCAAACUUGGAGAGUGCGAAUUCUUUCUCAUAUCAGAGAUGAGCUCUCAGAUGAUCAUCCAUCACCCAUACCGGAGCCUCACGUCACUACAAGGCAUCUUUUCUCUCACUCAAGAAGAAUCGGCCCUUGCCUGGUCAAUCAUCAACGAUCACUACAUGACUGACUUGCCACUUCUCUUUGCACCGCACAUAAUUGCGAUCACCUCAAUCCUCCUUGCUCUGGUACUCCGCCCUAACACAACUGGAGUACAGUCUGCAAGUGGUUCUGCCAGCAACAUGGCAAGCGCGGCACAAUCGGCACUUAGUUCAGUAGGCAAUGAAAAGCAAGGCGGAGGACCACGGUCCAAAGUACAAAAGCUUGCAAAUUGGCUUGCUGAGAGCAAUAUCAACAUUGAAAAUAUCGUUGAUUGCACCCAAGAGAUCAUUUCGUUCUAUGAAGUUCAAGAACAAUACAACGAGAAGCUCACAAGAGAGCAAAUCAACCGAUUUGUCAAAGCUCGAGGACUAGACAAGUGA
Molecule: messenger RNA, 906 nt
Organism: Cadophora gregata
Lineage: Eukaryota; Fungi; Ascomycota; Leotiomycetes; Helotiales; Ploettnerulaceae
Gene: SSN8
Product: RNA polymerase II holoenzyme cyclin-like subunit
Exons: 3
Coding region: 1-906 (301 amino acids)
Biological process (GO): positive regulation of transcription by RNA polymerase II
Cellular component (GO): mediator complex; nucleus
Molecular function (GO): cyclin-dependent protein serine/threonine kinase regulator activity
Source: RefSeq, a predicted model, not a curated record